This is a messenger RNA of Lethenteron reissneri (Far Eastern brook lamprey), 6190 nucleotides long. It is a transcript of the gene EDIL3, whose product is annotated as EGF like repeats and discoidin domains 3. Lineage: Eukaryota; Metazoa; Chordata; Hyperoartia; Petromyzontiformes; Petromyzontidae. Gene Ontology annotation, molecular function: calcium ion binding; signaling receptor activity. Gene Ontology annotation, cellular component: plasma membrane. The record is from RefSeq and is a predicted model, not a curated record.
GCCGUUAUUUAGACGCCCUCUGUGACAACUCGCUCACGUCAUCUCAUCACCGCAGUGGCUGCAGUGCGCACGCACGCGCACGGGAACGACUGCGCAAGGCAGCCGGCUCUGGCUCAUCGUGAUCGCACGCGCAUUGGGGAUUGGAUGCAGCCAUCAUCAUCAUCACCCCCCCCUCCUCCUCUGAUACGAUUCCCAAUAAGAGGCGGCUGGCUACUCUAUAAAUAGAGCAGCUUCGUCCUGUUUAUUUCUAUUGACAAAUCUGGGCUGUAGCAGCAGCAGCAGCAAAAUCCACAACAACAUUCACAACAUCAGCAACAACAGCCACAUCAACAGCAGCAGCAUGUGUCCCAUCAUCGGCUACCUCCUCGUGUGUCUGCUCUGCACUGCGGCUGUCCGUGGUGAGGAGCCGUGUGAUCCAAACCCGUGCGACAACGGUGGGACGUGCCAGCUGGACUCCACGAAAGACAGCGUCACCUUCGCGUACCUGUGCAUCUGCCCCGAAAAUUUUACCGGGCCAAAUUGCUCCGUUUCCAGUAAAGAAAAUGGAAAUCCUCCGGAGGCGUCGGGCUCGGAUCUGCCAGAUCUGCCAGGUCCCUGCUCGCCAAAUCCGUGCCACAACUCCGGGGAGUGUCGCAUCAGCCUGGCUCCGAGGGGCGACGCCUUCGCCGAUUACACGUGCGAGUGCCCGCGCGGAUUCGAUGGCAUUCACUGUCAACACAACAUCAACGAGUGCUCGCUGAGCCCGUGCCAGAACGGGGGCAUCUGCACGGACCUGGACGCCGACUACUCCUGCGAGUGCAGCGGCGAGUUCAUGGGCAAGGACUGUCACCUGCGCUGUUGGUCUCCGCUGGGCCUGGAAGGAGGAGACAUCCGUGACGAUCAAAUCACGGCGUCGUCGCUGCUCGUCGCGGUCAUGGGCCUGCAGCGGUGGCUGCCCUCCCUGGCGCGCCUCAACCGCGCCGGCAUCGUCAACGCGUGGACGCCCGCGCAGAGGGACUCGCAGCCCUGGAUACAGGUGAACCUGGGGAGGCGGCUGCGCGUGGCGGGCGUGGUGACGCAGGGCGCGAGCCGCUUCGGCAGCGCCGAGUACGUGCGCACGUUCAAGCUGGCGCACAGCAGCGACGGGCGCAACUGGACGGUGUACCGGGACGCGGCGACGGGCCGAGACAAGGUGUUCCUGGGGAACCAGGACAACGGCUCCCCGCGCUCCAACACGCUCAGCCCCCCGAUCGUGGCCUCGCUCGUCCGCCUCAUGCCGCUGACGUGCCGCAGACGCUGCACACUGCGCAUGGAGCUGCUGGGCUGCGAGACCAACGGCUGCUCCGAGCCGCUGGGCUUGAAGUCGGGGCUCAUUGGCGACACGCAGAUCUCGGCGUCGAGCGUCUUCCAGACCCUGGGGCUGCCCUGCUGGACGUGGGAGCCGCACCUGGCGCGCCUCAACCGCCAGGGCCGCAUCAACGCCUGGUCGGCCGCCAAGGGGGACCCCAACCAGUGGCUGCAGAUCGACCUGGGCGAGGGUCGCAAGAUCACGGGCAUCGUGACCCAGGGAGCUCGCGACCUGGGCCACAUGCAGUUCGUGCGCUCGUACCGCGUGGCGUCCAGCGAGGACGGCGCCGCGUGGACCGUCUACAAGGACGACCAGACGCGGCGGGACAAGAUCUUUGCUGGAAAUUACGACAACAACAGUCACAAGAAGAACAUGUUCAACCCGCCCAUAAUCGCGCGCUACGUGCGAGUGCUCCCCUACUCGUGGUACCGGCGCAUCACCUUGCGGGUGGAGCUCAUCGGCUGCGACUUCUGACGCGGCGACGCAGCAGCAGCCGCCGCACGGCGUUCCCAUCCCAUUCGUUCAUCCGCACGCGCGUUCACCCGCGUGGUCUCAAGUCCGACACGUUGAAGUUCGCCCGCCGCGUGCGAGCGCUGCGCGGUGGGCGAAUUGGACAAGGCGAGAGGGUUAGGGCGGGGCGAAGCGUUGGGGGGUUCAGACGACGACGAUGACGACGACGGUGAUGGUGAGGCUGGGAUCACGUUGGGAUCGGCCCUCGUGGUCACGCGAACGUAAAGUUGGUUUGGAAAUGUUAUCGGUAGAUUUCGGAUAAGCGGUGAGCUUUUGAUAACACUGAUGUAAGGAUUGGGGUUAUGUUUGCAUUGGAGUAACUAACGUAAGUGUUAGGAUUUGAAGAGAGAAAACAUUGAAUUGGUAUGUUAAGUGGCCAAGAUGAGAGUUAUGAUUUAAGAUGAGUGUUGUGAUUUUAAACAGGAGGCGUCUUUAGUUUAUAUGAGACUAUGGGUCAUAAACACACUUCUGGUAUUUGAGUAACAUCUGAGCAAGCGCAAGUGAAACGCAAUGCAACAAACGUGGACGCGAAUACAGUGAGUGUAUAGAGUUGUCGCCCAUUAUUAAACGAUUUAUAUAUGAACAGCGGUCUGGAUUGCGCGAGUGACAUUUGUUUUUUUUUUUAUACCCCUUGCGUACGCAUCUCUCCUUCAUCCUGAAAUCUCGAGACAUCUUCAAUGGUGCAGAGGGCAGAGUCGUUCGAAACGAUCGCAGCGGCGAUUUGGCUGAGCACCUGCGAGUCUCGAAUCUCCACGCGAGACGCACGGAGGUUUAGAGGGAUGAGACUCGUGCGAUGGAAUCCUCUGUGUGCACGUGUGUGCACGUGUGUGUGUGUGAAGGUGGGGAACAGUAGCGUAGCGGUUAGCGCGCUACGCUACGAACCUGGCGACCCGAGUUCGAUUCCCGCUCACGACCAACACCAGUGACGAUUAUCUGAACUGGUCCUGGGCCUCCCCUCGGUCGACUCAGCCUCAAAUUAGUACCUGGUGCGAUGCCUAAAAAUGUUGCCACAAGGGAGACAAAGGCGGCCGGGCGUGGUUCUGGCCACCCACCCCCUCGUGUGCCAUGUCGGCCUGCAUAAGUGCUCCCUAACAGCACUUGCCCCACCAGUCUGUUAAGGCUAUGCGGGGGAUCUUUGUAUUUGUUGUCUUUGAAGGGGAGUGGUCGUGUCAUGGUUAGUGCACUGUGCUUCGAACCUGGCGACCCGGGUUCGAUUCCCGCUCGCAUCCAACAUCGGUGACAAAUAUCUGAAUUGAUCCUGGGCCUUCCCUCGUGCACCGUGCAGCCUUUCAUCGAUGCUGGUCAACAGCGUUUGUCGGCUAUACGGUGGAUCUUCGUAUUAGUGGGUCAAACAGCUGUUUCAUCAUAACGUUGUAAUAAUGGAUGAUUGCUGGGUGGGCACUGUGUAGUGCAACAUAACGCACCUGAGACCAUAACAGCAGCCGAAUGCGUUGGAAUGCUCCGGAGCGUAGAUUGCUAGCCCAUGGUAAAUCCAUCACCGCAGUGGAAAGCGUGAAACCUAUUCCCCCAGGAUGUUGUUGCAAUGAGUAGCACGGCCACCUGGCACAAUGCGCUCGAUUGAAGCGGUCGCAACGUCUCGCUGCUCGAUUGAGUGCGUGUGGGACGGGUUCGAUGUGCCCCACUCUCGACAGGUCUGAGCCCGCGUCAACAUUCCCCAUGUGGCCAGUGCCGGAUUAUCCUCACAGCAAAAGUAUCUACAAAUGUAGUAACUACACAUGUAGUAGCUACUACAUAUUUAGUAGCUACGGGCCCCGCAUUGUCAAGGGCCCCUUGCUAACAACUUUCAAGAUAUCGGUUCCGGUUCAGUGAUCCUGCACUUGCUCUAUUGCUAUAGUACUAUACCGCCUUCAACUUUUAUGAACGACUGGGUGUUUAAGUUUAGCGAUUUGUCGUAUUAUCUAACUGUAUAGCAAAUAAAAAAAUACAAUUACUUUACUGUGCAAGUUAAAAAUUCGUGUUUUAAUAUUUACGUGUUUUUUUUAUUUAGGGCCCCUUUAUAACAUCAUGCUACAGGCCCCGCACUAGCUUAAUCCGGCACUGCACGUGGCCAGACAGCUUACAAACGGCCGAACCGAAGUGCUGUGGCACCUUGGCAUCUGUUUUGAAACGACCGCAAGGUUGGCAGGCCGUUGACCCCGUGUGUGACCCCGCGUGUGACCCUUGUCGCGAGACGUCGUGUUGGCCCGCUUCACUCGCUGCACGCCACCGCUCGCAUCACGAUGUGCCUAUUUUCUUUUUUUUUUACUUUUCAUUUGUACCAAAAGAGUUGGGUCUUUGCGGUUCAUUGAGCGCUCCAGUACCGAGCGGUUCUUAAAAGUCUUAGUUCUUGAGUGUUUUUUGUCUGCUGGCCAAGUCGUCCUUGACGAAAGAGCUGUCCAUCUCAAUUGGCUUACUCGGGAAAUAACCUUCUGGACUUCUUGCCCGCAUAUUCGAAAAGCUAUCGAGCGUACUGCAUAUUUAUUGUGAAGUCGUGUAUGCUUAAUGUCACACCGGCGUGUUCAUUCGUAUGUCGUAAUGCGCUACUUGUAAAACGUGAAAGUGCCCAGCUUUGUUCGUAAGGGCAUUUUUGGGGAUUGCAACAGAUCGCAAAUUGACGUCGAGAUUUGGUAUCCAUUCGACUGCUUCAGAUGUCGCCCAGCAGUCACAAACUGCUUUGUGUCCGCCUUAGAUUUGUGAUUCUCAGUCUUAUGUGUGUGGGCCCCCUGAUCAAAACCACGGAUCUGCCCCUCCCCCCCCCACAGGUUACUGAGGCCAGAGUACACAGAGUGUACAUGUCUGCAUGCCUCUCGUCAACGUGGCGUUCGUAAGGCUCUCGUUUCACGGUUUGUUUAGGUGUGUGUUUGUCAGCGUAGUGCGGCGAUGACAUUCCCCCCCGCACGCAUUAAACUAUUUUCCUGCACGGUAACCAUGCCGCAGCCUGCGUCUCAAUGGGCCUUAGAUUGUACCGGGUGCUCCAGAUGUCUUGUGACCGACCCCCGAUUAAUUGACCCAUCACAUUUUUUUCACCCUUUGCACAUUCAUCUCUAUUCUUGGUUCUUUCGGUAAAGUCACGUAUAAGGGAAAUAAUAAAAUCUUGCUGUGGUUUUCACACCUGAUGAUGAUUGCUUGUGUUGCAAUCGAAACGUCGUGAGAAUUUUCUUGUUUUAUUUUUAUUAUGUAUUAUUUCUCUUCUAGGUGACUUUACCAAAAGAACCAAGAAUAUGAAUCCCUACAGUCACGAAAGCUUUAAAUCGAAAAUUAAAACAUUCACCUCUGUUUUAAAUCAACUUUUUUAAGUUUUAAAAAUUGAAAGGGGGGGGGGGGUCACGAGACAUCUGGACCACACCCCUGUAGGAGUGCAAUCUGGAUUGGUUGUCACCAACUACAAAGAGAUCAAAAGCGCCCCCCCUUCCUCUAUCCCAAGUCUCGGUGCCCCAACAGUAACCCUGAGCAUCAUGGGACCGCUCUUGCCAGUAUCAAAAUAGAAGAAUUGGUUUUACCCUUUUCUGGCAAUAAAACUGUUGUGUUAAGAUGUUAAAACACCAAUCGGACACCUUUUGCAAUAAAUCACGUCCGCACUAACCACACGUCAUCCUUGUGGUGAACAUGCAAACAGAAACAUGCUCUGGUAACAAUAUGCAUCGUCUCUGGUCUGGACCAAUCCAUUACGACUUCAGCCCGCCGGUGUGUUGGAGAGUACAUCCACAACAUCGACAACUUGAGUAGUACGACGUUUCGCUGGUAAUUACAUGCAGCAUCGUCGGGUGGUGUGUCAGAAUAGUGAAGCAACCCACUGCUUCUGGGCUUAAAUAGAGCCACGUGGUAUUUUCUUUAAGUGUUGCUCAUAAUGCUUUGACGAAUUGUGUGACGCUCCCCAUAGUUUUAACCACUUAGACAUAUUUAGCCCAUUGCGUUUUAAACAAUAAUAAUAAUGAUGAUUCAAUAAUGAUUCGCUGAUGUCCGUAGAGCAAAACACCCAGAUGCCGGUACGAAAUGCAUGCUCCUGUGGAUAGAAAUGUCGCUAAGAACCCACACUGCUUUGGCCGUUCACGACGCGUCCAUUAAUGCGUCUACCGCGUGCCGUAAGCUUUAUCAACUUUUACCGUGAAGUGAAAUUAGAACGCUUCACCAUAUGUUGCAUUGUCAAUGUCCACUUUUUUUAUUACGUUGAUAAAAGUUACGUAGAAGCGCGCGUUGUGUUAGGCGUUCGCCAUAUUGAUUUCCACCCCGUGUAAUUCACCGUAGCGAUGAUCGAUUAUUGAUUGCCAGCGCAGUUUGUUUCGCCACAACCCUGAACCGUAACGCACCCCGCUGUGACGUUUGAACGAGCUGCAAUAAACAUCUGUGAUCCAU